Messenger RNA from Boeremia exigua, 3036 nucleotides. RefSeq lists its product as uncharacterized. Lineage: Eukaryota; Fungi; Ascomycota; Dothideomycetes; Pleosporales; Didymellaceae. The transcript has 2 exons. The record is from RefSeq and is a predicted model, not a curated record. The coding region runs from base 288 to 2657 and encodes 789 amino acids.
CGGCACUGAAACGAAAGCAAGGUAGUGCUCCUAGCGCUGCUCUGCUUUGGAACUUGGCGUCUCAGGCUCAAUCAAGGCUGUUCAGAAAGCGGUCCACCGGCGACCACCAACACCACGACGCCAUUCACGACCACCGACAUCGCUGCCCACCUCGCCCCCACCGCCCACAGCCGCUUCUGGGCGCGCGCACCCAGUUGACACACAUCACGUGGACCAUCUCGCGACGCCAUAUCGAGGCUUGAAGGGGGAGAUAGGGCCUCUGUGGGCCUAAGGGACCGCACCGUGCGAUGCAGCGACGCAAUAGCCACGAGAGCACGCUCUCGCACCGAGAGAGCGUGCACGAUGUCUUCGACGACGAGUAUGAAAUCGACUUCGACGAGAACGACUUUAUGGUCUCGGACGGCCUCGGCUUCCGCCAGACACACGCCAAUGCCGAGGAGCCGCGAACUGGCCUCCCGCAGGAUAGCGACCGUGACCGCGACCGCGACAGCGCGCCGCAGCGGCAGUACUCGACGUCAAAGGCGCCAGGCAGCGACCUGCGACGCACUGCCACGAGGAAUAGCACCGCCAAGGUGCGCAAUUCCCUGGUGCAGGAUGGCCGUCCUGCCGGUCUGAGCAAUCGGCCGCCCGUCACCCAGUCACCGCUGCACCAUCGCGAUUCUGUCAGCUCGACAGCCUCCUUCGCGACCACCAGCAUGUCAGAGAAUCCCUUCGAGACCGGACCCAGCCACCCCUACGGCAUGUACCCUCAGCACACCAUGGACCGCUCGAGCAGCAUAGCAUCGGCUUCCACGGGGAGACCGGACCGGCCAAUGUCCGUUCAGCGCCCAGCGCACCCAUAUGCCAUGUACUCGCAGAGCGGCUUGGACGAUGAGACGCCGGACCGGCCUAUGCACGCCGACCAGCCCGCCGUUCCUCCGAUCCAGACAGCUAUGCCUGUGGGCUUCCCAGGGUUAAGUAAUGGCUACCACCGAGUCCUAGGACCAGACGGCGAAGAGCAAGAUAUUAUUGGGCCAGAUGGUCAUACCGAGCAGCUACCACCCUACUCCCGAUAUCCAGAUGAAGGCCCUACGAAGGCUUCCAUGGCUGCCGAGGCGAGCGCAUCGCGUGUCGUUCCCGCGCCAUUGAACGUUGCCAUGGAAGUUGAGGAUCCCUUCAGUGCGCCAGCAUCGCCAGUAUCGCCGGCCAGCGAAGCGUCAUUUUCAUUGCAUGCCCUGCCGGCCGCCGCCGCCGCCGAACCGUUACUACCUGUCAUUACACCCGCUCGUCUCCCACCCCAGAGACCAGAGACCCAGACAGGCAACUUGGCUCCCAUCUCCUCGGCCAAUACUAUUCCGGCUGCACCAUCUGAUUCGUCUUCGGCUUCUCUAUUGACAGCCGAGUCCGGCGAGUUCAACGAGAAAUACAACGAGAAAGGGGAGCCCGUGUCCAAAAAGAUCAGUUGGCGUAAGAAGAGGUUAUUUGGAAAGGUCCCAAUGGGGGUUGUCGUCAUAAUUCUUGUGCUGUUGCUCAUCUUUGCUGUUGCUCUCGGGGCCGCAAUUGGAACUUUCGCUGCAAAGAAGCAGAACAAUAAUGACGACGACAAUGAUAAGGGGCAUGGUAAGCCGGAAGGGUCACCGCUUCCUCAGGUCACGGGACCAAGUGGCUCUCUCUUUGGUGCCACACCUAUUUCAACGCCUGCUGGAUUUGCAUCACUUCCAACCGGCGCAUUCUCGCUUCCACUCGGAUUUCCACAAGAAGCUAAUCCAGGCUGCCUUGUACAGGCCAAUGAGUACUCAGCGUGGUCUUGCAAGAUGACUUUUGCGCCGGUUAUCCUCACUAUCAACAGCACAGGCAUUGACUCCAAUGGGAACACACAGCAAAGGGCCUCCACACGAGGAGGUGCCUCGCUCGAUGGCGUCAUACAGUACGGGGCACAAACACCACAGCUCGAUCUUCAAGCCAUGGAUCUCGUACUGGAUCUUGACUACAAGAGCUACGGUCCAGCUUACCAUUUUCACACCAGAUAUGAUAAGGUUGUCAUAUUGAGGCCCGAAGAGCUCACCGCUGGUUCAGCGUUGAAGAAGCGACAAAUUGGCGACAACAUGUCUUCACGUCAAAGAUUCACCGUUCAGCCUGGAGACUAUCCCUGGUAUUGCUACUGGAACAACACUUACAUCGAAGGCUACAUCUACGCUGAAGACAACUCUACGGCUGCGACUUUUACCGCCCUGCCCACAAUGUGGCCCACGAACUCCCCUACCUCCACAGUCACGGACGUCGCAGCCGUCGCAGGCGCAACCCAAGCACCAAGUACGGCUGCGACAUUUCCGACGGCAGCCGCCGAGGUCAUACCAACACCCACUGUUGCGCGCCGCGAUGCCAUCGCAGAUGCAGCGGCCUCCUCGUCACGUAUCCCACCGUACCCACGCGUCGUCAAGAUCGAAGAGCGCCGCCUGCCUGACUCGCCACAGCCAUACUGCCAACGCAUGGUCCUGCUCGACAACGGCAGAAUAGCGCCGGCACCGAAUGGCAACGACCCGGCUGUCGCGCUGUGGCUGCAGGAGCAGGAUCCGACUUACGACGAGUACAACCUGGCUUCCGUGCAGAACAAGCGUGACGUCGAGCGCCGCGGUGACCCCUCGGAUUCGUGUCACUGCCAGUGGAUGUUCAAGUGAGGAGAAUGUGAUUAGCUGAAGUUUGUCGUGCGUUUGAGCGUUGUUAUGCAUCUACAUUGGGUCUGGCCAUCUACUUUGUGUUUUUCUUUUGCGUUUGCAUAUUUCAUGGGCGUUCCAGAAAGUUAUGGCGCUUCUACGUCGUGUCAUGAGCUUUUUUCCAAUUUUCUUCGGUCACAUUUACCGGGAAGGUUUUUUUCUUAGUAGUAUUCGCGACGGGCUAUUGCCGGCGUUCGCAACGAACAAGUAACUUGUAUAUAGUGGCUGGUAGCCGCUGACGUGGGCAUGAUAUUAGGCUCACUUGAGGGCUCGUUCAGAGUACACUCAGAUUAGUACAGAUAGAAGAAAGACAUUACUAUUCAAUCGUUGUCGGACUGUGUUU